AUGCCAGCAGCCAUGUACAAUGAUUCUGCGACAACGGUGUGUGAGUAUGUGGUGCCUGUUCCGCUUACAAAAGGCGAUUGCGUGACGAUGCUCUCUGUUAUUCAUGCCCUUGAAGAACUUGAUCAAAUAUCUAGCUGUGUGUUUGGAAACAUCGAAGCCGCAGUGCGGAAUUCCCGGGAGACAUUAGAGGGACUUCAGGAGCGUAUUGAAACGUGCACCGCACGUGUCAAACAACUGCAGGGACGACGCGAGGCGAUGGUAGUGAAGAGUCGGUCUCGAUUUCCUAAUGGUUGCUAUCGUCCCAUGCACCUUGCCCAGGCCCCAAGGGAAAGACGAGGGAGAUUUUUGCGACACCGGCAAGACGUCAUGCCUGUGUUGCUCCCCGUUGAUGAGUCGGACAGUGACUCGGAAUAUGUAUUGGAGAAUGAAGGGAACGCUGCUCUCAAUAAUAGUGAGAGCAAUGGUGUCUCUGGCCAAGGGAAGCGUGGCAAUCUGGAGUGCAAAAACUUUUACCAGCGGCCCAUUCGACGACUCGAGGGGACGGUGGAAGAGCAAGGGCCGGUGAGACCGCAGCACCCUCUGCAGCGCGUGGAGUUGGGUGACGUUAUGCCGCUGGCAGCAUCUUGGCGGUAUCACACCGUAGCAGAACGGGGGCUUGGUCGUCUACCGCGGCAGCUGAUGAGCGUGGGCUCAUUGCUGCUCUUUAACACUCGAGAAAACCUUUACAAAGAGUAUCACGAGUUGGAUGUCCUGAAACAGCAGAGGGAGGAGCGUGUGGUGGCUGCCAAGCGGCGGCUCGGUGGGGCAGCAGAUGUGCACCGGGAUUACAUGACGCGAUUUUCUUCCGAUGACUAUGCCUUUAUUCCGCUUAUGGAAGAGGUGGCAAACCUCAUGGAUGACCUCCCCGAGGACUUACCACUGGAAGGCAUCGCUGAAGUUGCCUGGCACGCCUACACACUGGAAGCCGCGGAUAAUAUCGCUCCCAGCUGGCAGCGGCGACUCGGCGAUGAGAGUGAAGUGGCAACAGAGAACGCGGCCCCCCCACGCGGCGGGAAAAAGGCCCAUGGACAGACACUAGCAAUCACCCUCGGUCCGGCAGAAACACCAACGACGUCGUUGAUUAAUCCCUCUUCUGCGCUUGAAGCACCGCCGCCACCGCCACCACCGCCACCACCACCGCCACCGCCGCCGCCGCCACCUGCAGGCAAGGCACCGCCACCACCAAUACCACCACCACCGCCCGGCUUUAAGAGCAUGAAGGCUCCACCGCCACCGCCACCACCACCACCACCGGCGAUGAUGAUGAAGACAGCAGUUCAACCGGCAAGAACGAUGACGGCGAUCCCGCCACCACCACCUCCACUAUCAGCAGAGGCAGCGCCUUUGCCAAUAUCGCCAAUAGCACCUGGGCCACCGGCAGCCAGGAGUCUUCCCAAGCUUGGUAACCCGCCUCCCGCACCGCCACUGCCCCCACCACCACCCCCAAGGAAGAAUCCCGUCACGAGAGCACCGUCCAAGGCAGAUCCUCGGCCGGCACCCAAAGUUGCUCCUCGGAGCAACUUGGAUACAUUGUCUUCUCUUCUUGCUAAUCGCCGGAAGGGCAUUCUGGGAAUGCACUCCGAUGAAGAUGAGGAUGACGACGUACCUCAGUCAGCCCCUUCAAAGGGAAUGAGGGGCGUUAAAGAAUCAGCUUCCCAAGCAUCAACGGCGCCGCUAGUCUCCGUUCCAAAAUCAACUCCGCCUCCUCCACCGUCUGCCACGGGCAAGUUGAUUCCGAGGCGCGUUGACGAUGAUGACGAUGAUGAUUGGUAG
Molecule: messenger RNA, 1812 nt
Organism: Trypanosoma cruzi
Lineage: Eukaryota; Euglenozoa; Kinetoplastea; Trypanosomatida; Trypanosomatidae
Exons: 1
Coding region: 1-1812 (603 amino acids)
Biological process (GO): retrograde transport, endosome to Golgi; exocytosis; endocytic recycling
Cellular component (GO): recycling endosome; early endosome; WASH complex
Molecular function (GO): gamma-tubulin binding; alpha-tubulin binding
Source: RefSeq, a predicted model, not a curated record